CUAACACCACUCACCAAUUCGUUAAAAUUGGUUUAUCAUUAGCAUUUCUCUCAGUUCACGUGAUAGAAUCCAAGCAGCAACUUUGUCAUUAUAAACCACGAUGUCAGAAAGUUAUAAGACAAGUGUUGUCAUCGAAGGUAUCGAUUUCACCUUUCAAUGUCUGCAGAAAAUUAUUCACAUAAUGCCACGGAAAGAUAUUGUGUUUAGUUCGAAUAGCUUAUAUGAGGGACUUAUGAUGGUUUAUCGUGCAUCCAGCAAUGAGACUAAAGAACAAUUGAAAAGUAUCCUUCAAUUACCGAUACAUCUUGGAACUAAAUUCUGGGCAUUAGACAAAAUAAUGGAGGAAAGAGAGAAGAUACGAGAGAAGAAAAGAAAGGAAGAGACGGUUAACGUCCAUGCGAUGGACGUUUGUUGCAGAGAGCAUUGUUGUUGGAUUAAAGACACCAAAUGUUACAAAAAAAACAACCAUUUAACUCCUGAAAAUUGCAGAUUGUUUGAUCAUUCCAAUAUUCCUAAUGUAAUGAAUGAUAUUAAUGAAGUAUUGAAAAACGAGAUGCAGGGUUACAUCCCUCAACCUGUGGUAUUUAACUCAUUCAAUAACAAUAUGGAAUUUAUUCUUUCGUACGGACUGCGGCUUAAAAGCCACCAAACACCAGUCGCGUAUCCCUCUAGCAGUACUACCAACAUAUCUCGCAAAUUCGGCAUGUUCGUGACUAAGAUAGUAUUUACAAACGAGAUGUUGCUGUUCGCAUUAUUUCCAGCUGCUCAGGAAUUAGCAAGAUCUAAUAUAUGGAAAAUUGAUGAAGAUAUUUCUGGAUUGGUCAAAAGAUUGGCAACUAAAGAACAAGCCGAAAUGCUCCGUGAAACACUGUUUGAAAAUGAAUUGGAGAAAUUGCCGGAAGAAAAUACGAUUUACCCCGAUAACUUCGAACUGGAGCACGAAUUGCCAAUCGAUCAGUUGUUGGAAAUGUUGAAUAUCAAACAUGUAUUGAGUCCAGAGAAAGCCAGCCUGUUUGGUUUUACUAAAGAAAAUCUGCAUCUCGGCGGUGCGAAUCAUCGUGCAUAUAUCAAGUUCACAUCAAAAGACGUUACUGCUAAUGCAAUUAAUAUAUUCUAUACCGAAUCUGGAGGGUCCUUUACAUCAAUGCAAGAACAUAACAAUUGUACUAAAUACGAAAAUUCGUUUGUCUGGUUGUUGUGUAACAAACAAUAUAUUCUUUUUACUGGCGUUGUCAAUAAAAAUUGUUAGGUGACUUUCUCUUCAGCUUCUGUUUGAAUUAUUUUUAAAACAAAGUAAUACAACAGAAUUUUUUUAUAGUCUCGUGAGAUAUUUCUAAUAUCUUGUAAGUAUCAGUUUUGUAAAAUAAAUAUUAAUAAUUCAAGAACUUAAUUUUGUGAGAACAUUAUGUGUUCGAGAUAACAUUUAAAAUUAAUAUAAAAUUUUCGUGUUAUAUAAACUUUGACAUUGUCACAUAUGAUUACAAUUGAAUAACUGUUGCGAUAGAUUUAUUGUUAACGUUUAUUUUAUUCUUCAUUUUAUUUUAUUCAUUAAAAUUCACACUUGGCAAGAUAUAACUUACUAUAUGUCGUAUAAAAAAAUCAAGAAACAAAUUCCAUA
Nylanderia fulva is the source of this 1618-nucleotide messenger RNA. The record is from RefSeq and is a predicted model, not a curated record. NCBI's taxonomy places the organism in Eukaryota, Metazoa, Arthropoda, Insecta, Hymenoptera, Formicidae.